Messenger RNA from Cuscuta epithymum, 3471 nucleotides. NCBI's taxonomy places the organism in Eukaryota, Viridiplantae, Streptophyta, Magnoliopsida, Solanales, Convolvulaceae. The record is from the annotation of a GenBank genome assembly.
AGAAGAUCGAGGACAAUGACGUAAAAAAGACCCUUAAAUAAGUGGUGAUUCACUCGUCUGCGUGUAAUCACUUCUCACGCCCAGAAAUAGAUCAGUACACGUACAUCAGAAGCGAAUCCCGGGAGGACAACCGUCGAUUGUCGGUCGUCAGCGGCGAAGAUCCGACGGUCUUAUUUUGUCGACCGAGUUGACGCGGCCUAGUGUUCACGUUCUAGGGCACUUCCAUAACGAAGAAGAGAUUCAUGUUCAAGUUCUAAUGCUAUAGACCGACGACGAAUCUCUGAUUUGUAGAGUGGUGUAGAGUUCUUGUUGUUUCUCAGAAGAACAGUUUACAGAAGCUUUGUUGGGUGUUUAAGCUAAAGGCUCCUCCUUUCUGAUCCAUACAAAUGAUUCGCAGUUGAUGGGGUAGGAGUUAUAUAAUCAAACAUGCUUCGUGCAGUUGGUCAUGAAGCAUCUAAUUCUACUAUCAGUAGUCCUGAGUUGAAUUGGAUGAAAGUCACCAAAGGAAGACGCUCUAGUAAGCCUAUUGGCAGAAGUUCCAACUGGGGUGGCAAACUUAAUAGUCAGAGUCCCCGGAGAGUGGGAGAUUUUUCAAGUUCUGAUUCUGAUAAGUUAUUUCAUAUUUCCAGUGAGGCAGAUACCCCUGACAAAGUAGGACAAAUUCCCAUAAAGAAGAGGAGACAUUUGCUGGCCACUCCUACCCAAUCUGAAGAGAUCAAACUGAUUUCUAACCAUAAUCAUCAGCCAUCAGGCAACUUGAGUUCGACUUCUUAUCCUAUCCAUCAGUUGGCAGCACUGAAGUUCUGUAAUGGCGUUAGAGAUGGCAUUUCGGAUGAUGACAUGUUAGCAGAGAUUGCUAAAGGGAUGAGCUAUUACAACUCAGAUGACUUUUCAGGAAUUGCUCUACUUGCAGCAGCUGCAUGCAGUAAUGUCAUGGAUGGUGAUUUUGGUACUGGGAAGGGACCUAAAGACCAGUUGGAAAAAGACAAGACUCCUGAAAGUGAAAGCCCAGAUUCUCUUAAAACUCCUUUGGCUAUUCCUCAUGGUUUGGAUGAAGAUGACAAUCAGCCUAAGGAACACAUUAUACCUGUAUCUCCAAAAGUUGACAGGCUGUAUUGGGACCUCAACGCUCCAAUGGAUUCUUGGGGGCAACCUCUGGAUGACCAAUCCAUAACCAAAAAUACCCAAAAUGAUAUUAAAAUUAAAGAAAAAGGAAACCAAUUUGAGAUGAAUGACUUUGGUGAAGGAAAAACUGUUCCUGAGAUUUCUGAUUUUAAUCUCAGGAAAAACACUGAGCUGUCGGAAGCGUCUGACAAGGAUAGUACAGUUCGUGCAUCAAGAACCUUAACUUCACAGGCAGUGCCAACCGUUGUAGCUGAUGUUUCUCUUCCUUCAACAAAGUGUGAAGAUCUGUCAUCAGUCAACAAUAAGGAUAUCGGUCAGCCAAUGAUGAUAGGAUCAUUGUUUAUUGAAAACUGUCACAAGUCAGAUAUUUCACACGUGGAUCAUGGUAAAAUGCUUGGUGGUAAGGAAAUGAACAGUUUUCGUGCAGGUUAUGAUUCUCCCUUUGAGGAUGGGGAGUUGAGAGGAUCGGGUUUAUGUCGUUGGGAGGACAAUGGGAUUUAUGGUGAGGAUGCAUUUGCUGUUGACUCUGACUCAGAUGGAAAUGGAAUGCGUGAUCACCAUGGCUCAGAAGUGCUUGAAGGUGGCGGGUCUGAGGAGGGUUCACAAGGUUGUUCCGAGAAGAGACUUUCUUCAUUGAGUGGAGGAGUUGUUGAAUCAGAUUUCAGUAGGUCAGUGGAGAACUUGAAAGUGCAAACCAGGAGGUUUGAUUCAAGGACGGAAGGUAAUUAUGCGAGAAAAAGUCAUGCACUUGGACUCAGGUGGUCAUAUAAUGAAGACAUUGGUUUUAGAACUGAUAGAGAGAAGUUGCAUUUGCGCACUGAAGGGCCAAUGUAUUUGGAUUCGAAAGACAGGAAGAACUCUACACUGUUGGAUCACCGGAGGCCCCAUAGACAUGAGAGAGAUUUUACCUCUGAGAAGUGUGUGCGCAGAUACAGAUCUGGAUUCCAUCCACGAGAUAGGAGUCCAGGUGAUGGUCAUUUGGUGGGCAACACCUGGGACUCGAGAAACCGGUUUCUGUCUAGUUAUCAUCAUGCCCCCGAGGACCAGGGGCACCCUCGGCGAAGAACCUUUGCUGCUGAUGUAACUGAGAGGUUAAGCCGUAUGGAUUCCCGUGAUCAGAGAUUUUAUUCGUCAAAGUGUACAGAGAGAAGACCUCCAGGGUUUAGGCGGAGGUUAGUGGUUGAUGGUGACGACUGUUAUAGAGGUCCUAGGAGAAUGGGACCUGUUCGUAGUGGAUCUGACAGUUAUUAUUGUUCUCAAAAGAGUAGUAGAGGAGACUUCAAGGGGCAUGCAGGUAAUUUCUCGUUACCCAGUGACAAUGGUGUGCUGUCCGUUAAAAUGCAGAAAUGUUAUUCAAGGAAAUCUAGGUCACGGUCAAGAUCCUCUUCUCCUCAAGCCUGGCGUUAUCGACAACAAAGAGAUUGGAAUCCUCCAAGCAUGAAGCGCUGCAUGUCUGGCAGAUCGCCCGACCCGAAGAGAAUGAGGGAUAUUCCUUCUUUUAAGAAGUCUUAUGUAAGAGGAGGUGAGUAUGGAGAAAGGUUUGUAUCCCCACAUAGACGGCACUUCUCCCCCAACCGGAAAUUCAAGUGGACAGACAACCAACAUUUUGUUGGUAAACAUGGUAGAUCACCAGUGAGAGAGAUGAGCAGGAGUGAACGAUUCGAUGGUUAUGGAUCUACUUGGGAUCACCAGUUCAAGUCAAAUGGCAAUUUCAGACAAGCGAGGAGAGUUUCUGUGAUGGGCGGCGGUGGCAUGAGAAGGGGCUCUAGUGUGAGGCGUUCUGUGGAUAUUGUUGAAAAGAUGGGAAAGGGGCAUGAUGAUGUUGAUGAAAAUUUGGAGACAGCCGAUGAAGAAAAAGAUGUCCGUUGCUCUGAUCAAAGGGAUUCACCACAAGGAACCACUGCUAGGGAUAAUGAUAGUAAUAAUAAUCGCAAGUCUUUAAUAAUGCAACAUUAGGCCACUUUUUUAUGUUCUGCAUGGCCUAGUUUUUGCAUAGGAGGAUUGUUCAGGAAAUGGAAAAAGAAAUAACUCAAUGGCCCAUAGUUUAGGUGACUAGCCUGAUUCUACGUCAAUUAAUUGGGCAAUAUAUUUUGUCGUAGGUCCCACAUUUUUUGUUUGGGAAAGGCCGGUUUUCGUUGUUUAACAAGUGCCUUUUAUUUGUAUUAUAUUAUAUUUUGGUGUAGAAAAUCCAAGACCUGGGAAGGACGUUUUUUUUGUGGUCAUAACAUCACCAACUAAUGAGGUUCGGUUGCCUUUUUUAGUUGAAGACUUGAAGAGUUGAAGAUGCCAAAUUGUGUUCAGAGUUUCUGCUUUAAGUUAAAUGAAUGAGAAUCUGUUUUGGUAGGG